Molecule: messenger RNA, 1860 nt
Organism: Bactrocera dorsalis (oriental fruit fly)
Lineage: Eukaryota; Metazoa; Arthropoda; Insecta; Diptera; Tephritidae
Product: phospholipase A1
Exons: 3
Coding region: 466-1503 (345 amino acids)
Biological process (GO): lipid metabolic process
Molecular function (GO): lipase activity
Source: RefSeq, a predicted model, not a curated record
AAGCAUUUCGAAAUCUGCAUGUGUAUUUAUACAUUCUUGAGUGACUUUUAAAUUUAAAAUAAUUCUCCGCUUAUUAGUUUUAUUAAUGUCGACAUCCGCUUUAUUAAUUAAAAUGUUUACCUUCGGAGCUAAAUUAGCACCCCCAUAUAUUAAUUAUGCUAACUGAUAACAACAAAACAAUCCAAAGUACCACCUACAGGGUUCUGAAAAAUAAACUCUUAUCUGCUAAAUGUAUGGUAUGUAGGUAUGGUUUCAAAGAAAUGCAGUUAUUAUAGAUACGAUCUUAAAUAUUUUCGUGACCAAAAUUUGAGCUUUCUCUUAACUGAUUUAAUGGAAUGACUUAAUAAUUUAUUUCCUUCGUUUAUCUGAUGCACUCAUAAUGUACUUAAUAAUCCAAGUUAACGAGGGUAUAUAAAUCGUCUUACUUUCCCCAAAAGACCAGUAGUAGAAGAUUAAACUUAAACAAUGAAAGUGUUGGUGAUUUUGGCGGUUUGCGCUCUAGCAGUUGUUGCCGUGCCCAUUCCUGAAGAGGAACGCAUAAACGGUGAGAAUGGUUGGUAUGUGCCACAGGCUGACGGCUCCUUAAUUUGGGUCUCAACCGAAGAGGGUGAACAAAUGCUAGAUGAAUUGGAGAAGCAGGAAGAAGUACAGAGUCGUCUGUUGCCCGUGCCAGUGACUUUCUACUUAUACACAAACAGAAAUCCGUCAAAAGGAGUAAAGAUUACAGAAACCUUCAAAUCCAUUUCCGAAUCCGAAUUCGAUGCUAGCAAUCCAACGAGAUUCGUUAUUCAUGGUUGGACCCAGAGCUACACCGCUGGUAUGAAUAAAGAUAUACGCGCAGCGUGGUUGGGACGUGGAAAGUAUAAUGUGAUCAUUGUCGAUUGGGAACGCGCACGUUCUGUUGAUUAUGCCUCUUCUGUUGUUGCUGUACCAAAGACUGGCGAAAAGGUGGCCAGCAUGAUCAACUAUUUGGUUGAUAUACAUAAUUUGAGUUUGAAUGAUACGGAAGUUAUUGGUCAUAGUUUGGGUGCUCAUGUAGCAGGUUAUGCUGGUAAGAACACUAGAAAUGGGUUGCUUCACGCCAUAGUCGGUUUGGACCCCGCUUUACCACUCUUCAGUUAUAACAAGCCCAACAAACGUUUGAACGCCAAUGAUGCUAAUUACGUCGAGUCCAUUCAGACCAACGGCGGUGAAUUGGGUUUCCUGAAGCCAAUCGGUAAGGGAGCGUUUUACCCGAAUGGUGGUAAGACUCAACCUGGCUGUCUUUUGGAUUUAACUGGUGCUUGCAGUCAUGCGCGCUCCACCGCUUACUACGCUGAGGCUGUGGCUCGUGAUGACUUCCCCAGCAUGCGUUGUGGUGACUAUGAAGAAGCAGUGAAAGAUGAUUGUGGCAGCUCUUACAGUGGUGUGAAAAUGGGUGCAGUUACAAAUGCUUAUAUGGUGAAUGGUGAUUUUUAUGUGCCGGUACAUAGCUCUUCACCUUAUGGUUUCGGUAACUCAUAAAAGCGUAAUAUCUUUUCAUAGAUGAUGACCAUAGAUUUUAAUGAUUUAAAAUAAAGAAUAAAAGAGAAAACCAAAAAAAGAUUAACAAAAAGUAUUUUGCCUGAGAAAAUUGAAAUUUCGUUGAAAAAACAUAUAAAACACCAAAAUUUCGCAAUGAAUUAAGCAACAAAAUUAAUAUUAUAAUUUUUACAAAGUAACACUUUAAAGGGGGAUCAGUGGUAUAAAACAAUAGCCCCGUCUCUGAUAAAUUGCUAAUGUAAAUUCAACAAUUUUCUCUGUAAUAAUUGCCUUUCGUGUAGUUUUCCAGUUAAUAAUGGGUUCUGCGUGUCUUCUUGCGCAUACAAAAAUUACGUGAUC